Molecule: messenger RNA, 882 nt
Organism: Pocillopora verrucosa
Lineage: Eukaryota; Metazoa; Cnidaria; Anthozoa; Scleractinia; Pocilloporidae
Product: LYR motif-containing protein 4-like
Biological process (GO): iron-sulfur cluster assembly
Cellular component (GO): mitochondrion; L-cysteine desulfurase complex
Source: RefSeq, a predicted model, not a curated record
AUGCGUUACAUUGAUCCUUUGCCAAUGGCGGCUGUCUUCAAUAUGUCUUCAAGUCGAGAAGUUCUACAACUUUACCGUCAGAUGUUAAGAAUGGGGAGUGCAUUUACCAGUUAUAACUUCAGGAUGUAUGCCACCAGAAGAAUAAAAGAUGCCUUCAGAGAAAACAAAGAUAUCUCAGAUCCAGAAAAAAUCAGGACACUAAUUAAGAGAGCAGAGGAUAGUUUACAAGUAAUGAAAAGACAGGUGUCCUUAGGUCAAAUGUACAGACAUGAAAAGCUGGUGAUAGAAAAGAAAAGAUGAUAUUCAGCUAUGAAAGAAGAGGUUUCAUUUAUUGGACAAGCAAAUGUCACAUAUUCCAUUGGAGAUUAUUCUAUAAUUACUGUGUGUUGAUUUCUCUGAUUAAGAGGAGACAAGUUGCAUACAGUGAGGAUCAGAACACUUCUUUGCAGAAAAGAACAUUUUGUUAUAUUGUGGCCACAGCACAUAUAAUUUAUGUGGGAUGCAAUGUGCAUGUAGCCUAAUUUGCUGUACAAGUUAAUGACACAAAGCAUUGUGUAAUACUUGACUGUUUUCCCUUCAAUUAAUUUUGCAGGAUCACUUUUGUUCUUCCUGGAAUGAGUAUAAACUGACUGUGAGCUGUUCAUGGAUUUUUUUUACCUACAGGGGUGCUCAUUCAACUGGCAUGAAUAGCUGACGGCAAUGGAAAGUUUACUUUAAGAUUCCUCUUCAGCCAAUCUGUAAUUGUUAAUGCUCUUGAUGAAUACUUUUUAUAAGUGCAGGUAAUCAUAUGAUUUCUAUUGCAAUUUGGAAUAAAUAAACACGAGUAAAUUUUUCAAAGACUAACAAAAUUGCACAAGUGCGUAGGGUGAGUGCAAUUUGAGG